Sugiyamaella lignohabitans is the source of this 543-nucleotide messenger RNA. RefSeq lists its product as uncharacterized. Gene Ontology annotation, molecular function: protein binding. The record is from RefSeq and is a predicted model, not a curated record. The transcript has a single exon. NCBI's taxonomy places the organism in Eukaryota, Fungi, Ascomycota, Dipodascomycetes, Dipodascales, Trichomonascaceae. The coding region runs from base 1 to 543 and encodes 180 amino acids.
AUGUCUGCUAGUAAACCCAAGAACUGGCCUGAAGGACUGAUCUUUGUCACCAGGAACGUUUACUCGAAGAAAUUGGCGGCUGACGAGCUGGCUGCAAUUGGUCAUGACGUGAAGAAACAGGCUACGGUUCGGGCUCAGAAUCCGUCGAACCUCGUCAAAAUCAAGAAAAUACUUGAUCCUAAACACCCAGCUUACGGGCAGAAUGGUCUGUUUGCAGCUCGCAAACUAGCUCCUGGGUCUCAUGUCAUCGACUACUUGGGAUAUGUCCACAAUUCUCAGGAUACAGAUCCAACUUCUGAUUACGACAUCCAGCUUGAUAAACAGUCUGGCAUCGCAAUUGACGCUCAGAAAUGGGGCACGGAAGCACGAAUGAUCAACGACUAUCGUGGGAUCCAGAGCAAACCCAACGUCAAAUUCGACGACCACUACGUCGAUGGCCAGUUGCGGGUAGCCGUGUUUGUGCUCAACCAACCCAUCUCAGCAGGCGACGAGCUCUGUAUAAAUUACGGGAAGGGAUUUUGGCAGGCGAGAGUCGGUUCUUGA